Messenger RNA from Mirounga angustirostris (Northern elephant seal), 2038 nucleotides. It is a transcript of the gene WDR27, whose product is annotated as WD repeat domain 27. NCBI's taxonomy places the organism in Eukaryota, Metazoa, Chordata, Mammalia, Carnivora, Phocidae. Gene Ontology annotation, molecular function: protein binding. The transcript has 10 exons. The record is from RefSeq and is a predicted model, not a curated record.
GGUUUUUGAAGGGCUCCUAGGAGAGGCUUCCGAACGGACUUGUGUUUCUAUUCAGGGUGUUUGUGAAUGGGGGGCCUGGUGUGCAGGGGCCCUCCUGGAAGAAAGACUGUGCGUUUUAGGCCCACUGAGGCCCGCUCUUGUGCCGCGGCGGAGGUCCGGGGAGUCCGGCCCCGAGAGCCCGCGGUGCCCCGGCGCCCGCGGUGCCCCGGCGCCCGCGUGUGGGCGCCUGGACUCCGCCGGGUCCCGCGGGACUCGUGGGCGGCCGGGGAGCCGAGGGAGGCCGCGGCAAGCAGGUGUGGCUGCAGCACCGGCGGGCUGAGUCGGACCCCCGCUCUGCGCGUCAGAGAGACGCGACGGGCUUCGAGCGGAGGAGUUUGGCGAGGCUGGGGAAGGCUGGCGCCGGGGCGAGACGCGCGGGUCUUUGGGCUGGUGAUGGAGAUGGCACCAGCCCGGGCGUCUGCUCGCGCCUGGGCCUGCCCCGCCGACCUGGGCCGACCGCGCGUUGUGUCCCCGGGAAGGCGUGCUGGCCUGGAGCGCAAGGAGAGGCCGUGGUGGCGGGAGACAGCGGGGCCGGUGUUAGGUGACCGAAAAAGGCGAUGGCUUUUACAACCACAGCGUCCUGCCGUCGUCGGUGUCUCGUGCUCACCUAACACGUUGGGUACCGAGCCUCUGACCCUAAGAGGACACCAUGAGCCAAUUACUGCUGUGGCAUUUGGAAAUGCAGCGAGUCCACUUCUCAUCUGUUCUGCAUCACGAGAUUAUGUUAUAAUGUGGACUCUAGAUGAAUGCAGACAGAAAGCACUUCAAGGGCUGACUCCUCAAGGGGUUGUCGUGGGCACCCUCCUGGGAAAGGUGCUGUGUUUGAGGUUGAGCCCAGAUGACCGCACAGCUGCAGUGUGUGCUGGAAAGAAAAUAUUUAUGCUGGAUACUGAGGUUUGGGAUCAUCAUAUGGGAUCAUUAAUCUACAACUCGUCAGUUUUAAGUAUUUACAGAUAGAUAUUUGUGUAUUCCGUUUAUAGCUCCCCUCUCCUGAGUCUCCUCAUCGAUGCAGAGAGCCGGCAGCUGGUGACGGGAUGCGCAAACGGCCAGCUUUGGGUCUUCAGUUUGGUUGAAGGACAUCGUUAUCGUUGUGUGACAGGAGUUGACCUAAAGAAGAAGAGAGAGAGUUUCUUCAGGAGGGUUGAGUCCAGGCUGUGCAGCCUGCCAGAAGAGGGUUGGCUUCCCUGCACAGUUGGCUUGGAGAAAGGAGAGGAGGUUGAAGCAAGCCUCCCUGUCCUGGGGCUGCGGCCAUGUGAUCUGUCCCUCAUUCUCCCUGCCGAGUGCGGGUGUCUUUCUUCUGAGAAUACCACAUGCUUGUGGAUUGGAAGCUCAGCUGGCUUAUUCAUAUUUAACUUGGCAAACUUUGAACUGGAAGCCGUUUUACAUUACAAGGAUUUCAGGAGCCUCAGCAUUCAAGUUGCCGGAUCAUGUGCAGUGAUGAGCAAAGCCGGGGAUGAGAAGCUGAGUCCUGCCGUCUGCUUGCUCACGUCCUUGUGUGGCCGUAAGAUCGCCUUGUUGGAAAUCCAUGUUGCUGCUCUGGUGAGGUCUCAGCGGGGCCACGGCGCGGGAAGGGAUCUGUCCGUGCUGCCUCGGUACAGUCUUCCUCAGUGGGGUAUACACCUGCAACUUCACCAGCCGGGGGAAUUUCGGUUCCUCUUGAUCUUAAGAAAGAAAAGUAAAGUUCAGUAAACUCCCAACUGUACUAACUCUGUUUGAAAGAGAUGAUUGCUCAUGGUAUUGCUUCUAUAUUGUUUAAAACUAAAUGAUUCAUAGUUUAUUUUAAUGCAAAACUAUUGUAUUUCAGGAUAGAAUGUGAAUUAUGAAAUGGCACUUUUAUUAAUAAUAUUAAAAAUUAUUUCUUAGAAGGAUAAGAGUAAGCUUGUUUCCAAACAUUGCACACCCGUAUGUACGUGAAUUACUAAUCGCUUGGGACUGUCCUUAAAAUGUACGUUUCCUAGCUAUGAGGCCGGUAUGUGAGUCUGCUCUCCUGGUGCACUUU